This is a messenger RNA of Rotaria socialis, 1128 nucleotides long. Lineage: Eukaryota; Metazoa; Rotifera; Eurotatoria; Philodinida; Philodinidae. The record is from the annotation of a GenBank genome assembly.
AUGACGGACAGGGGAGCACGUGCUACAAGAGAAGUAACUACUGCAUUCGAAUUGUCAACGAGUCAACCGACUUCAUUUGUCAAUCCAACACAUUGGGCCGUACAGCCAAGAGUUAACUAUAAUCGCAGGCGCAUUUUUACGAAAGAAGGUGAUAUUGAUUUGAUUAGAUUGAAUAUUGAGAAACGUUGUCGUCGAUAUUUUGGAGAUUUCUUUACGACAUUGCUGGAUCUAGGAUGGAGCUGGAUUUUAAGUUUUCUGGUAUUGUCAUUUGUUCUUUCGUGGCUCAUAUUUGCAGGUAUUUGGCUGCUAAUCAUGAAAAUUCAUGGAGACUUUUCAGAUGAUCCAACGAGUGCUACUCGAACUCCGUGUGUAGCUGGAGUGACCACAUUUGCGGGUGUCAUUCUUUUUUCGAUUGAAACUCAACAAACAAUCGGAUAUGGGACGCGAUCAGUAACACAACAAUGUGCGAGUGGUGUUGCUCUUCUAAUGAUCCAAUCAUGUGUUGGUCUUAUUCUUCAAGCAUUGUGGGUUGGCAUUGUUUAUACUAAAUUGGCUCGUCCAAAAAAACGUCGUCGUACUUUGAUGUGGUCUCGUCAAGCUGUCAUUGCAUUCCGUAAAAAUAAUUUGAUACUUCAAGUUCGCAUUGCUGAUAUGAGACAACGAUCGACUUUACUUGAAGCUCACGUUCGAAUGUAUUUCAUUUCUAAACAUAUCACUAAAGAAGAAGAAGAACAAGACGAAGAAAUGAUUCCACUACACCUAGUGGAUAUGGAUGUUGGAUUUGAUGUUGGUCGGGAUCGACUCCUUCUCAUCUGGCCUUUGAUCAUCGAGCAUCGCAUCGACUCCAAGAGUCCUCUAUGGCUUAUGGAUAAAAGAAAAUUAGAAAAGGGUGAAUUUGAAAUCUUAGUUGUCUUUGAAGGAAUCAUUGAAUCCACAGGAUUGACAACACAAGCGCGAACAUCUUAUACGCCUAAUGAAAUCAUUUGGGGAGCAAGAUUCAAUCCCAUUAUUCGUUUCGAUCCACUUACUCAUUUCACUGUCGACUUUUCUAAAUUUAAUUCAACCACACCAGAUCGCCGAACAAAAGAUUGUUCAGCGAAACAAUUACAAAGCGAGAGCGAACGUUGA